AUGGCGGAGCCACCGCCGCCGCCGCCUCCAUCGCAGCCGCAAUUGAAGCUAUUCAACUCGAUGACUAAGGCGAAGGAGCCCUUCCAGCCGCGGGUGGAGGGCAAGGUCGGCAUGUACGUCUGCGGCGUUACGCCCUACGACUUCAGUCACGUCGGCCACGCCCGCGCCUACGUCGCCUUCGACAUGCUGUACAGGUAUCUUAAAUUCUUGGGGUAUGAAGUUGAAUAUGUGCGUAAUUUUACAGACAUCGAUGAUAAGAUUAUUAGGCGUGCCAAUGAAGCUGGUGAAACGCAUACAAGUUUGAGUAGCCGGUUUAUCAAUGAAUUCCUUCUUGAUAUGGCUGCGCUCCAGUGCUUGCCUCCUACACGUGAGCCACGUGUAACAGAACACAUUGAGCAUAUUAAAGAGUUGAUAACCAAGAUAAUGCAGAAUGGGCAUGGCUAUGCUAUAGAAGGGGAUGUUUACUUUUCUGUUGAUAGUUUCCCUGAAUAUCUCCUUCUAUCUGGAAGAAAGUUGGAUCAAAAUCGUGCUGGUGAACGUGUCGCUGUCGAUACAAGAAAGCGUAAUCCUGCAGAUUUUGCCCUGUGGAAGUCUGCCAAGGAGGGUGAGCCCUCCUGGGAAAGUCAUUGGGGGCAUGGAAGACCAGGAUGGCAUAUUGAAUGCAGUGCAAUGAGUGCUCACUAUUUAGGACAUGUGUUUGAUAUUCAUGGUGGAGGGAGAGAUUUGAUUUUUCCUCACCAUGAAAAUGAACUUGCACAAAGCCGAGCGGCUUAUCCAGAGAGUGAGGUGAUAUGCUGGAUGCAUAAUGGCUUUGUGAACAAGGAUGACCAGAAAAUGUCAAAAUCAGAGAAUAACUUCUUCACUAUCAGAGAUAUUAUUUCUCUAUACCACCCGAUGGCCUUACGCUAUUUCCUGAUACGGACACAUUAUAGAUCUGAUGUGAAUCAUUCUGAUAAAGCAAUUGAGAAUGCAUCAGAUCGUGUGUACUACAUUUAUAAGACGUUGUAUGACUGUGAUGAAAUGUUAUCUAAAUAUCGUGAAGAGGCCAUCUCUGUUCCAGUCCCAGCCGAGGAGCAAAAUUUGGUCAACAGACACCAUAAAGCUUUCUUGGACAAUAUGUCGGAUGAUCUUAAAACCACAGAUGUUCUGGAUGGUGAGGAUGGCCUCACGGAUCUGCUGAAGGCCAUUAACAGCAAUAUGAAUGAUUUGAAGAAGCUGCAACAAAAACUAGAGCAACAGCAGAAGAAGCAGCAGCAGAAAAAGCAACAACAGAAGCAACAGCAAACACAGAAACAACCUGAAGAUUACAUUCAAGGUCUUAUUGCUCUGGAGACAGAAAUUAAAGAUAAACUAUCAGUACUUGGUCUGAUGCCACCUUCAUCUUUGUCAGAGGUACUGAAUCAAUUGAAGGGCAAAGCAUUAAAGCGAGCAAAUUUGACUGAAGAGCAAUUGCAAGAGCAGAUUGAGCAGAGAACUGUUGCGAGGAAGAACAAGCAGUUUGAGGUGUCUGACAGAAUCAGGAAACAUCUUGCUACUCUAGGCAUUUCCCUUAUGGAUGAACCCACUUGUACAUCAUGGAGACCAUGCGAACCAGAGCGGCCUGAAGAGUCAGGAUCUGUAACUAGUGAUUGUGUACCUGGAAAAAUUAACAAAAGCUCAGACCCGGCCUGA
Molecule: messenger RNA, 1671 nt
Organism: Miscanthus lutarioriparius
Lineage: Eukaryota; Viridiplantae; Streptophyta; Magnoliopsida; Poales; Poaceae
Source: the annotation of a GenBank genome assembly